GCACAACUAUUUCAGCCAGCGCACGUGGACCCAAACCUUUGCGGAGCUUUUUUCUCGAGCUUUAGAAAAAGUGGUAGACCUACCAUGUGAUUUCUACCUGUCCCGCGCCGCUCCCACGUAGAUCUGCAGAUACUUGAAUCGAAUACAGCCGUCGGGUUCUGAUUGAAUAGGAAGAAUACGACAAAAUAAUAGGUUAUACUAGACCACUAGUAGUAGCACUACCCCCGAGCAGUGGUUAUUGCAUAAAGACAGUGGCUACAGUGCCCGCGACGGUUCAAGGCCGUAGCACUGAUCCGCAGCCUCACAGGUCCGGCACAAUGAUGAGUUCGUCCAGGCGAUCCAGGACCUGCGCACUCAUCGCCUGUUCGCUAGUGGCGCUAGCUCUGUCUCAGAGUUUACUCGCCAGCUGCGCAAAUGUCCGUGGGGAACCCACUGAGAGCAAGAGGACGGCGGGGCAGCAGCAGGAGGAGGAGUAUGGCCGAGAAUCCGCGGCGGGCAGCAAGCCCCACAUCGUGUUUGUGCUGGUCGAUGACUGGGGAUACAGCGACGUCGGGUUCCGCAAUCCCGCCAUCAAGAGUCCGAUGUUCGACGAGCUAGCGAGCAGCGGCGUUCUCCUGGACCGACACUACGUAUAUAAGUACUGUUCGCCGAGUCGGGCAUCGCUGAUGAGCGGACGGUGGCCACACCACGCACACCAGUGGAACAUUGUACCGCAGACCGUGCCACUGGGACUGAACCUGAACUUCACGGCCAUGCCGGCGAAGCUGAAACAGGCCGGCUACGCCACGCACAUGGUGGGAAAGUGGCACCUGGGACUGAAGAGCGAGGAGUACCUGCCGGUGUCGCGCGGCUUCGACACGAUGACGGGCUUCCUGACCGGCGGCGAGGACCACGUCACGCAGCGCAUCCAGUGCGGCACGGACUUCUGGACGGGCCGGGCGCCGGACACGCGCAACGGCACGUACGACGCGCUCACCUACUGCAGCGUUCUGGAGGAGAUGUUCAGCUCGCACAGCGCUGACACGCCGCUGUUCCUGUACCUGGCGCUGCACAACGUGCACGCGCCGUUCCAGGCGCCGCAGGACUUCGUCGACAAGUACGCGGCGAACUCGACGUGCAAGCAGCGCCGCAUGUACCAGGCCAUGGUGAGCGUGGCGGACAACGUCACCGCGCUGGUCGUGCAGCGCCUGAAGGAGAAGGGCAUGUGGAACAAUACGCUGCUGGUGGUGUCUUCCGACAACGGCGCCGCUCCGUGCGCGGGCAGCAACUAUCCGCUGAAAGGGUCCAAACUGACCUUCUUCGAGGGUGGCGUGCGCGCCAGUGCUUUCGCGAACGGUGGACUCCUGCCGGCGAAAAUGUCCGGCACCAAAGUCGAGGGCUACAUCCACAUCGCCGACUGGUACCCAACUUUCUGCAAGCUGGCCGGCGUUGACCCGGAUGAUUCGGGUCCGGGCCGUUUCCCCGUGGACGGGCACGAUGUGUGGCCACUGCUGAGCGGCGAGUCGACGGAGAGCACUCACGAUGACAUCAUCCUGGGAUUUAACUACAGCGACUAUCACCCGCAGCAGGGCGCCAUCAUAGUCGGCGACUACAAGCUCAUUGUCGGCGCGCAGAAGUUCCCGGGCAACUGUGACUCGCUGAUGCACCCGCCGAUCGACUACCCGUGCAGCAAGGCCCCGGAGGAAGCGGACUGCGACCCAAUGUGCCUGUACGACAUCCGCUCGGAUCCGCGCGAGACCCACGACCUAUACAAGAGUCAGCCGGCCGUUGUCCAGCGUCUGCUGCACCGCUACAUGCAGUACGCCGAUGAACCACGCGCCAUGCAAGACCAGGGCUAUCACUCGCGCGCCUCGCUGCCCAACGAGGCCGACGUGGCGUGCGCGUACUUUGCCAAACACGGCGGCUACUGGCGUCCGUGGCACACCUCCGACAGCGCCGCUCAGCUUGUGUGAGCGUGCGGACACCUGCCAUCAGUCUGGCUGUGUGUGCGCUUUGACAUCAGGGUGCUGCAGGAUGUAUUAAGGGCUACAUCGCUGGCUGCAGUGUUCCAUUACUGCUGCUACACUCAGUGUUCCAACGUCACACAACAGUGAAACAUUCAGCACGAAGCACAGCGCUGUAUUAAACCCAUGAUUUUGAAAAGAACUCAGGAUGGGACUCGAUGAUAUGAAGAGGGUCCAUGGUUCGAGUCCUGCUGGUGGCGGUCAAUUUUUUCUUCAGACUUUUCCCGUUUGUAUCUUUCCCUCGAACCAAUGGAUAUGAAGCACUGUGGGAUCCGAUUUACUAAAGACUCCUUUCUUCGCGGAUCCUGCUUAUUUUUCUUUUUCUUAUCGACUUAUUAUUCUUUUCCUUCCUAGCCGUGGUUGGCUAUAGAAAACCCUGCAGUCGCCACGCAAAGUGGUCAUUGGCUACUACCCCAGCCAUGUAUUGCUUGAAAUAAAACUAAAACCAAACUAAAA
Sycon ciliatum is the source of this 2459-nucleotide messenger RNA. Its product is annotated as arylsulfatase B-like. Lineage: Eukaryota; Metazoa; Porifera; Calcarea; Leucosolenida; Sycettidae. Bases 318 to 1952 code for a protein of 544 amino acids. The transcript has a single exon. The record is from RefSeq and is a predicted model, not a curated record.